Messenger RNA from Ipomoea nil (Japanese morning glory), 3346 nucleotides. RefSeq names its product phospholipase D delta-like. The transcript is spliced from 10 exons. Lineage: Eukaryota; Viridiplantae; Streptophyta; Magnoliopsida; Solanales; Convolvulaceae. Bases 356 to 2944 code for a protein of 862 amino acids. Gene Ontology annotation, biological process: phospholipid catabolic process; phosphatidylcholine metabolic process. Gene Ontology annotation, molecular function: calcium ion binding; D-type glycerophospholipase activity. Gene Ontology annotation, cellular component: plasma membrane. The record is from RefSeq and is a predicted model, not a curated record.
ACCGUUUAGCUGUUGGCGUGAUUUAACAUUGUAACCGUUGAAUCUGCCACGAAACGAACUGCCUCCGGCCACGUGCCGUCGAUCGGUCUCUUUCCCGCUCAUCGGCCCGCCGAAUACCGUUCUCGCUCGCCGCCCAUCCCCCAACUCCGUCGUGUUUUCAGUCCCUCCGCCACGUGAUCACCACGCAAACAUCCCGCGCGCAGGAUAUCCCUGUCUCAAAUUCCUUCUCCCAUUUGAACACGGCGGUGUUUGCAUCGAAGAACAUAAACACUUUUGGGAAUUAUUAUUAUUAUUAUCGGUAGAAGCGUUGUUGCGAAGGUUUGAAUGGUAGCAGCUUCCGAAGAAAUCGUCGAAAAUGGGUGAGAAUUCCGUGGAGGAGACGGUGUAUUUGCAUGGAGAUUUGCAGCUACACAUCAUUGAGGCGCGAAAAUUGCCCAACAUGGACUUGGCCGCCGAGAGGCUCCGCCGCUGUUUCGCCUGCGACGUCUGCCGGAAGCCUCACCAUGCCCCCGACGACGGCGGGGCUACCAUGUCGAGUUACUCGGAGAGGAGAAAUCACCUCAAGGGAGUUAUAGCUACGGACGCUUAUGUUACUGUUUCGGCGCCUCAAACUAUACUCGCCCGUACUCGCGUAAUCCCCAACGCGCAGAACCCGGUGUGGGAGGAGCAUUUUCUCAUCCCACUGGCCCAUCCAAUGGCGUGCUUGGAGUUCCGCGUGAAGGAUAACGAUGUAUUCGGAGCUCAGAGUAUAGGGAAAGUGAAAAUUCCGGCCAAGGAUAUCGCCAGCGGCGAUGAAAUUUCCGAUUGGUUUGAACUGAUUGACCACUCCGGGAAGCCUCCCAAAUCCGGAGCAGCUCUCCGUAUUGAAAUGAAUUUCAUUCCGUUUGAAACCAAUCCCCUGUAUAAGCACGGAAUUGCAGGCGAUCCUGAGGUAUUAGGUGUUAGAAACACAUAUUUUCCCUUGAGAAAAGGAUGCUCAGUGAAGCUGUAUCAAGACGCUCAUGUUAAGAACAAUCUGGAAUUGCCGGAGGUUAAGCUAGAUGGAGGGAUAGCGUAUGAACGAGGUUCUUGUUGGGAAGACAUAUGUCUCGCGAUCUCCGAGGCUCAUCAUUUGAUAUACAUUGUCGGAUGGUCUGUUUAUCAGAAGAUUAAAUUGAUAAGAGAGCCUACAAGAGACUUGCCAUCCGGCGGGGACUUGACUCUCGGUGAAUUGCUCAAGUACAAAUCCCAGGAAGGUGUUCGGGUUCUGUUAUUAGUUUGGGAUGAUAAGACCUCUCACGACAAGUUCUUCAUUAACACGGCAGGAAUAAUGGCGACCCAUGAUGAGGAGACCAAGAAGUUUUUUAAACACUCAUCUGUGAUUUGUGUUCUGUCACCUCGUUAUGCCAGCAGUAAGCUUAGCUUUAUUAAGCAGCAAAUUGUUGGAACCAUGUUCACACACCACCAGAAGUGUGUGCUUGUGGAUACACAGGGCGAUGGUAAUAAUCGAAAAAUUACAGCUUUCUUGGGUGGUCUUGAUCUCUGUGACGGUCGCUAUGAUACACCUGAACACCGUCUAUUUCAUGAUCUUGAUACUGUUUUUAAGGGUGAUUUUCAUCAGCCUACAUUUCCGGCAGGGACCAAAGCUCCAAGGCAGCCAUGGCAUGACUUACACUGUAGAAUUGACGGGCCUGCUGCAUAUGACGUGCUUAUAAACUUUGCUCAACGCUGGAGGAGAGCAACCAGGUGGAGAGAAUUUGCUUUUCUGAAAAAGGCUCGGUCUAAAUGGAAUGAUGAUGCAAUGAUCAAAGUUGAACGAAUAUCAUGGAUACUCAGCCCAGCCUUUUUUAUUGGAAAGGAAACCACGUCCAUUCCGGAGGAUGAUCCUAAACUCUACGUGAAUGAGAAUGACCAAUCAAAACAUUGGCAUGUUCAGAUUUUUCGUUCCAUCGAUUCAGGUUCUGUGAAGGGUUUUCCCAAAAGAAUUGACAUUGCUGAGAAACAGAACCUUAUUUGUGGAAAAAAUCUGGCGGUCGACAAAAGCAUUGAGACAGCAUAUAUCCAGGCAAUAAGAUCAGCUCAGAAUUUCAUAUAUAUUGAAAACCAGUAUUUUCUUGGGUCAUCAUAUGCUUGGCCAUCAUACGAAGAUGCAGGGGCUGAUCAUCUGAUCCCGAUGGAGUUGGCAAUGAAAGCUGUCAGUAAAAUUAGAGCCAAUGAAAGGUUUGCCAUAUAUGUUGUUAUGCCAAUGUGGCCAGAGGGAGACCCCAAGACAGCUACAAUGCAAGAAAUUCUCUUUUGGCAGAGCCAAACAAUGCAUAUGAUGUAUCAGGUCAUUGCACAAGAGAUUAAGUCCAUGCAACUAGAUGCUCGUCCUUCAGACUAUCUAAAUUUCUAUUGCCUUGGCAAUCGGGAAGAUGUUCCAAGUUCAGUAAGCCAGUCCAUUAGCGUCUUGAGAUACAAUCAGGUUUCGGAAUCCCUCAAGUUUCAGCGCUUCAUGAUAUAUGUGCAUGCCAAAGGAAUGAUAGUGGACGAUGAGUAUGUCAUAGUGGGAUCUGCUAACAUCAACCAACGAUCUAUGGCUGGCUCAAAAGACACCGAGAUCGCUAUGGGAGCCUAUCAGUCCCAUCAUACUUGGGCAAGGAAGCAGCGUCGCCCUCAUGGCCAGAUCUAUGGAUACAGAAUGUCACUGUGGGAAGAACACCUUGGAAAGGUGGAGGAAUGUUUUGAGGAGCCGAAUACGUUGGAGUGUGUGAGGAGAGUGAAUAAGAUUGCACAAGAUAACUGGAAAAAAUUCAUAGAUGGGAGUUUCACUACUCCCUUGCAGGGUCAUCUUCUAAAGUAUCCUCUGGAUGUGGAUACAGAUGGGAAAGUAAGCCCACUGCCUGGAUGUGAACAUUUCCCAGAUGUUGGGGGCAAAGUAAUUGGAUCAUACUCUACUACUAUUCCUGAUGUUUUGACAACCUAAUAUUUUGCUUUCUAGUGAAUGGCAUUGUAAAGGUUUGGUAUAUGAUUAGACAAUAUCGAGUUCAUAUGAUGAUCUUAGUAUGAUAGUGUUCUGGUAUAGUGUCGGCCACUUCCAGUUUUGGAUUAGGGCUUAAGAAGAUUGAGAUUGACCUGUAAAGACUUAAGAGGGUCGGACCAGAGCUAGGGCCACAAGCCUAUGAGGAGGAGGAUCGGGAUCAGUCCUAUACAAGGCGAUUCAAGUCCGGGUUUGAGUUGGCUCAUAAUUUCCAUGACAAGAAUGUAAAUCUAUUAGGUAGAAGUAGUGCAAAAAUAAAGUGUGAAGAUGGGAUGUAAAUAUUGAAUGUUGUAUACAUAUACUUGUUAAAAUAGAAAAAAUGAACCUAGCUUGAGGAUUUUUAAUUAA